CUAAUAUCACAUCUUUUAAUAUUUUUAGUUGCAUUAUCAUUUCAUUCAUGAUACUUGGGUAAUUGUUAAUACCAAAAAUAAUAAUAAUAAUAAUAGUUGGGUAAUUAAAUCAAACUUAUCAUAAUUUCUUCUUCUUUCUCUAGAAAUUAGGGAGUAUGAAUUAAUGAAAGGAGUUGUCAAUAGGAAAAUUAAUUAAGGAUGAUAAUUGGGAGUGGAAACAUUUACAGAAGAGCUUGCAAGUGAAAAUGGCAGGAGCCCUGCACUUCCCCCUUGCCCCGCUUUCAUCAUCUGAUACCAUUUUCAGAGCAAAGCCAUCACUUCAUCUCAGCACCUCUUCCAUUACUUACAAUUGCAGCUUUCUUCCUCAUAAUAAGAGGCGAUUCCUUUCCUUAGAAUCUUCCCCAACUGUCCGCUACUCCGUCCGGGCUUCUCUUUCUUCAUCCUCCACCGACAGAAGUUGGCCCAAAGCCAAGCUUUACGUCAGUGGUCUAUCAUUUCGUACUACUGAAGAUAGCUUGAGAAAUGCUUUCCAAGACUUUGGCAAACUUGUUGAAGUCAAUCUGGUAAUGGAUAAAAUAGCUAAUAGGCCUAGAGGCUUUGCUUUCCUUCGUUAUGAAACUGAGGAAGAAUCUCAAAAGGCUAUUGAGGGAAUGCAUGGGAAGUUUUUGGAUGGCAGGGUUAUAUUUGUUGAAGUUGCAAAACCAAGAUCAGAGGUUCGCCAAGGCCAUAAACAAAGUCCGCGACCGUUUUGAACGAUCAAGCACCAAGCUAGGAUAUUACUUUCUUGGUUGUAUCUCAUCAAAUCCUAAUGUAGAGCCAAACCAUUCUGGAAAUUGCUGCCUUUCCCAUCUAUAAAAUGGUCAAUCUAGAAAUAGGUGUUAUUAUGGAUUUAUGAUUUUGUGCCGUAUAUUUGUUUUACCAUAUGAUACCUACUGAUGACAAUUGAAACCAGUUUUGGCCUUCUCGCAUUAGUUACUAAUAGGUUAAAUGCUUAAUUUGGUCCCUUAAUAAUUUUUUGCACUUUUU
Rubroshorea leprosula is the source of this 1026-nucleotide messenger RNA. The record is from the annotation of a GenBank genome assembly. NCBI's taxonomy places the organism in Eukaryota, Viridiplantae, Streptophyta, Magnoliopsida, Malvales, Dipterocarpaceae.